Molecule: messenger RNA, 3231 nt
Organism: Thamnophis elegans (Western terrestrial garter snake)
Lineage: Eukaryota; Metazoa; Chordata; Lepidosauria; Squamata; Natricidae
Product: zinc finger protein OZF-like
Exons: 3
Coding region: 295-1557 (420 amino acids)
Biological process (GO): regulation of cytokine production; regulation of immune system process; negative regulation of transcription by RNA polymerase II
Source: RefSeq, a predicted model, not a curated record
UCUCUUAGGUCCUUAUCUUGGGUGUUUCCUUUGGUCUCCUAGCAACCGCCCCCAAGAUUCUCCCCCGCCCUUCUCUAAUUUCCCCCCUGCAUCAUGUGAACUUCAAGGAUAUGACGUCAUCACUGGGUUCCCUCUUAUCCUUCUGUAAGCAUUACCUACAUUUGCAAGCCUGCAGGGUUGGGAAUAACUGUCUGGGUGUUUUGCAACUGCUCUGGAUUACGCCUUAGGAAACGAAAAGCAAAAGUGCGAGAAUUUCGCGAAGUCCGUUUUCCAGGAUACGAGGGCGGUUUCGAGAUGGAAGAGGAGCAUUUAGGAGGGACGGAGGAAAGGGAGGGAUCCAGAGACAAAGGUGUUGGGGUUGGAAGUCAUCUUGAGAUGGAAGAUCUCAAGGAGGAAGCAGCAGAAGGAUGGCUAGAGAAGCAGGACCCAGAAACCGCUCUGAGCCUGGAGCAGAGUGCAUUAAUGCUGGAGAGCAUAGAGAGAGAAGGAAGACCAAGUGGUGUCAUUAGUGCAAGUGGGAAAGAGCAGGCAGAGCUUGAUGUCCCCGAUAGCUAUUCAGGAGCUGACGAUUGCCAAAACCAAGUCAAGGCAGAAGACCAGAGGUGGAGAAGCCAGGUGAGAAGACGCCGGACAAAAGAGGUUUCCCAGGAUCCUCCAGGUUUCAUCAACCUCCUGGGGAUCCUGGAACCGCCACCUCCUCUUCCGCCCUCUGCACCCCAGAAGGUGGUGAACAAGCCCUUCCAUUGCACAGAGUGCGGAAAAUGUUUCUCGCAGAGCUCCGUGCUCAUCGAGCACCAGAGAAUCCACACAGGGGAGAGGCCCUUUGUGUGCAACGUGUGCGGAAAACGAUUCUCCCAAAGCUCCACCCUGAUGGGCCACCAGAGGAUCCACACGGGCGAGAAGCCCUUCGCCUGCCCUGAAUGCGGACGGGGCUUCAGCCGCAGCUCCGCUCUGACCGAGCACCAGCGCACCCACACGGGGGAGACCCCUUUCCCCUGCCGGGAGUGCGGAAAGGCCUUCAGCCGCACCUCCAACCUGGUGAAGCACUUGCGCACCCACUCGGGCGAGAAACCGUACAGCUGUGCCCUCUGCGGGAAGCGCUUCUCGCUCAGCUCCAACCUGCUGAAGCACGAGCGCACCCACUCGGGGGAGAAGCCCUUCCCCUGCCCCCUGUGCGGGAAGCGCUUCAAGAAGAAGACCCACCUCGUCUCGCACAACCGUGUCCACACCGGAGAACGGCCCUACCGGUGCGAGGAGUGCGGGAAGUGCUUCUCCCAAAGCUCGUCUCUGAUCGAGCACCAGAGGAUCCACACCGGGGAAAAACCCUACAAGUGUCCCCAGUGUGGCCGAGGCUUCUAUGUCAACUCCAAACUGGUCAAACACCAGAGAAUCCACACGGGGGAGAAGCCCUACGCCUGCUCAGCCUGUGGGAAAACGUUCCGAUACAAGCAGCAGUUUCCCCGUCACCUGGCCCACGUCCAUCCAGGGGAAGAGCAGCUCAUGACGUGGAGUUUUAGCUUCCCAUCUGCUCUGAGGAAAAGCAAAAGGAUUUUCUAAGGAUCUUGUUUUUUUGUUUAUGCUCUGUAGCCAGAGAAAGCAUAGUAAGAUUUAUUUUCUGGAUCAUGGGGGUGGGGGAGGGGGAGGGGCAAUGGUUGCUCUUUUUUUUGUAAUCUGAAGUAAAGGUAAAAUUGUACUUUGAAGGUUUUUCAUUGAGCUAAUAGCAGUAUUAUCUAGAAAACAUCAAUUAAUCCUAUAAAGACGUUUCAUUAAUGUUGACAUUAUUCGGAUGGUAUGUUUAUGAUAACUACAAGAAAACUACGAACUGAUUUAAAACUCCAUACCGAUGCUUCUAGCAGUUCUUAUUCAAAGGAAUUCCUUUCACAGUCAAGUUCGUAAAAUUCUGUCUGAGAACUGAGACAUUUAGACUACUGACUGGAUGUUAGAAUAAUUGUAAAAACUUCUAAAUGCCUUUUAUCAUUAUGGAACAGACCCAUCUUUUUAGAGGUGUAAGUGUUCAGAACUGUAUAGGAUUGCUCACUUUUUCUGCUGAUGACUUGUGGCAGAUCCAUUCCAAGCUCUGUGUACCUUCUACUACAAAAAACCAUGGGCAGAUGGAACCAUCAUUAGUGGUGAGCCUAUGACAUCUCAUGGAUUCAUCUCAAGAAGUGAGCAAUAGACGAAGCAGUGACCUCCAAAAGUCACGUAUGAGCUUCUCAUUAAUUAAGUCAGUCAUCAGAUCGUUGACAAAUCUGGUUUUUUUUUUUAAGUCAAUGUUCUUAAGAUAGCUUUAGAACUUCAUUUGUAAGAGCCGGGAUGAAAACAAAAUGAAAUUGAAUGCUAUUCUACAGUUAAAUAAUUAAAAAACCUACUUGACACACGUAUCUGUUAGUCAUCUCCACAGAAACCAGUGUUUCAAUCACUGAGAGUGAACUUCCCUUUAUCAGGUAACAUGUUUGAAAAUAGGGUGCGAUCUGGGCCUAGUAUUAUAUGACAACAUUGGAAUAGACCAGUUUUCAACUUGAUUGCUUUAUUAUCAGUUGCGUGUUUGGGCAGGGGAAUCAUACAAUGGUGAAGUCACACUCCCUUUUGAAACAAAACUAGCUGGAGGGAUAUUUACAAGCCAAUGUGAACUGUGAGUUUCAUGGAUUCUCGCUUUAGUGAGGGCAGAAAGGUGGUAGGUAGUCCUCAAUUUAUGACGGGUGGCUUAACUGAUGGACAAAGGGCCUGCCCAGGGCUGCUUAUAACCCAGAUCUGAAGUUCUGAUAGCCAGGCCCUUCAUUGCAGUCACAUAAUCGCAUUUGAGUUGCUGGGCAACUGGUCCACAUCUAUUUGCACUGACUGUGGUCACAUUGGUGGUGGUGGGGGGGUGUUUGCUAUAAACUGGCUUUACUUCCAGGUUUCAGCAAAAAAUACUCCCAUUGUGGGCAAUGGGUUCACUUCACAACAAGUUACUUACUUUACAACCACCAUAUCUGCUUCAUGACUACCAUAUCUGCUUAACAACCACCACACAAGAGAUCAUAAAAACAGUCUUGUGGGUGACCUGUUUAAUGACUGGCAGGAGUUAUAAGUCGAGAACUAUCUAUAAUAGUAGAACAAAAAUCUUGAAGUUCCUAGUGAUAUGAUAAUACAGGUAAUCAUCAACUUAUAACCUUAGUGACCGGACAAAGUUACAACAGCACUGAAAAAAGUGACUUAUGACCGUCUUUCACAAUUAUGACCUUUGUAGCA